Molecule: messenger RNA, 3637 nt
Organism: Xiphophorus maculatus (southern platyfish)
Lineage: Eukaryota; Metazoa; Chordata; Actinopteri; Cyprinodontiformes; Poeciliidae
Gene: c7h21orf62
Product: chromosome 7 C21orf62 homolog
Exons: 3
Coding region: 240-917 (225 amino acids)
Source: RefSeq, a predicted model, not a curated record
ACCCAGAGAGGGACAGCAGAGAAAAUGGACCGAGAGCUUUCCGUACAGACGCAUGUGGUCAGGAAUGUUUCCAUCCCUGCUUCACAAAUGACUUUCUCCAGCCGGGAUCUGGACAGAUGUGGAAACUUCUCUCAGCGCCAGAGGAAGCCGGAUAGAUCAGCCUGGAAGCAGACGGCUGCGGCCGCCAACCCAACAGAUUUGACCUUCCAGCCGGUGAAGAUGUAGUCAACUCGGUUUCCAUGGAGAUGCCUCCAAACGCGGCGCGCUCUGCCUGGUUGCCAUGGUCGCUGUGGUUGAUGUUCGCGCUGACCUCUGACUGCCAGCCGACGCUCUCCGCCCCUGAAGCGGCGAACGCCACGCUGCUGUUCGACAGCGGCGCCGGCCUGCGGACCUGCAGCUGCCCGGCUCCGGUCCCGGACUGCGACGCGGCCCAGGCCGACUCCCGGUGCCGCUGCAGCACCGUGCCGCGGUCGGCCCUGGACCGCGCCAGCCUCGGGCGGACCGUGGCGGUGUGGGUGAGGGAGCUGUGGGUGCUGGAGGAGCUGCUCAACAGCAGCGCCGUCGCUCAUCUGCGGCUGUCGUUCUGCGGCGCGGAGCCGCUGCAGAGCCGGCAGCUGGUUCUGCUCGGGCUGGAGACCCUCAGCGUUCACAGCGCCGCCCCCGGGGCGCCGUACCCCGACCAGGAAGUCAGGGUUUUGCCAUCAGUCGGGUCGGCGCCGGACUUCUCCGCUUCCCACCACAUGAGCUUCGUCGACGUCGGCGUUCUGAACGGACUGUCGGCUCUGAAGGCGUACAGCGUCAUCGGACCGCCGCUUCACACCUUCUCCCAGUUCUUCCCACACCUGGUUUUCCCACUGGAGUCCAAGGAAAACUCCUCAGAACCAUCACAGCAGACGCUCGUCACGUUCGUGUACUGAAGGAGCAGAAUAGUACCGAGAAAAUGUUUCACAUGUGGAUACGAGCACAAACAUUAGCAUGCUCAGCUUGCAUGUUUCUCAUAUUUCCCAUUAGCAUCACUGCCAUUUUUCAAGAUGGCCGCCGUUUUUGAGGGUUUUUUUCUACGAAAGUAUUAGGGCCACAACACCAAGAGAUGAAAUCCAUAAUGUGAGAAUAAAGUCAUAAUGUUUUGACUCUAUUCUAGAAAUUUCAUCAGUUUAUUCUCAAAAUAUUUCAGCUUUAUUCUCAUAAUGUUACGUCCUUUUUGUCUUGAAAUAUUCUGACUCUUUUCUGGUACUAUUGUAACUUUAUUUUCUUUUAAGUUUAUUCUUGUAAUAUUAUGACUAUCCUCUUAAUAUUUUUCUUAGUGUGGCCCUAAUGCUACAUCGUACUUUUAGACCAGUUAUUGCCAUAAAAUGUUACCCAUUUUCAUUAUUUGGAUGAACUUUAUGUCACUUCAUGUUUUGGACUUUUUUCUUCUGUUUAUGCAACUUUAACGCGAUAAUAUGUAGCAAAAUCAGAACUUGCUGUUUGUAAAUCUCAAUCAACUAGAAAAAGAUGUAGAUUUGCAACACAGACUUACAGUCGUCUUAAUGGUUAGCAUUAGCCUCCGCUACUGUAUGUGUUUCACAGCUUAGCGUUAGCUUCCCAUGAUUUGUUUUUAGCAGUUUAGUGUGUUAGCUUCUGGGAAUUUUUUUUAUGUUAGCGUUAGCUUCAGCUGUUUAUUUUAUCUUUAGGAGUGUAGUGUUAGCUUCCAGUUAUUUUUAUGUUCAGCUUUAGCUUCUGAAAAUGUUUAAUGUCUUUAGCAGUUUAGCAUUAGCAUAGCUAAGCAUCUUUUUAGCGAAUUAGAGGCUUGUGAACCUAACUUUGUAGAUAGCUGUGCCCGCUACUGGCAAAAACUACUGCCGAUUUUAGUGCAAAGAUUUUCUCCAUUACAAUCAUGGCGGCCAUUUUGGAAAAUGUCCACCAGAAAAACAAAGCACAAGAUCAAGAAAAUACAAAUGAUUUCAAGUGUUUAAAUUUGACACCAAAUAUAUUUAUCUAGUUGGCAAUUUUAUUGCAACCAUUAAUUUUACAUGACAACCUUGGUAGCCAUUUUGUAAAAUAAAAAAAUAUCAGGAAAUGUGAUUUCUAUAGGUCCAGUUAUACAUGAUUUCACACCAAAAUUAUUUUGCUGUGAUAAAUUUCGGCAAAUUAAGUGCAAAAGUACAUUUUCAUUGACGACAAUAAUGGCGGCCAUUUUGAACUUUGUGCCCAGUUUGGUUCUUGUAUCCACAUGUGAACCAAAGUAUUCAGUUAUCUGCUACACUAUAAAAAGUUCACUGAAAAAAAGGAAAGUUACCCUGCAGCUGCUGAAAGAUGUAGAUAAGUGGUUGGAAAAUUUUAUAUUUUCUGUCAGCUAGUAGAAAUCUCUCACCAAUCAUUGGACUUUUAUUGUUUUAUUGUCAUUUUCUACAUUAAUUCAUCAUUUUUUUAGAUUUACUGAGAAACAUAACUUCUGUUAAUUCCAGCUUGGCCAUAUAUUCAAUAGUUUUCAGCUUUUUAUUUACCUUCCAUAAUGUAUUAACCUUAAAGCUCAAUUCAAAUCCUUAUCCGGUGCUUUGCAUACAUGAUCUCUAAGGUACGACAUCAAUAUGAAGCUAAUUUUACUGCAGAAAAUGUUGCCAAACCUGCUCACUAACACUGUUUUUUAUUGAUCGCAUGCAUCCCAUCCUGCACAAAUCCACUCCGAUGACGUCUGAAAGACAAUUUAACAGAAACAUAAAUCAUGUUGUGACGCAUUCAUCGGGUUUAGCUGCUCUGCUUGUGAAGCUUUAGUUGAUUUUUUGCUCUAUAUUUUGACAUAUUUGCACACGUUUUUUUGCUGCUGUGGCUGGGUGUGAUAACUUUACUAGAGGUGUGUAAUAUUUUAUAUUUUGGUUGAAUACUAAUUAAAUACGGAAACAGCAUCAGGAAUACUGAUACCGCUACUUUAGGCAUUUCUGUGGAUUUCUUCUUUGAAUUAUUUAGUUCAAACUGUACAAAAUACUCUAAGAUAUUAACCUGACAAAUAGAACAAAUUUGUUAAAAAGUGCCAUCAUCGAUAAAUACCAAAAUGAUGGCCAAUUUUCCAUUAAUUUAUUUUAAAAGCAACUCUGUUAACAGUCUUAAGUUUUAACCUUGAUUUGAAGGACCUCUGUGUUUUGGCUGUUUUGUUUGUUCCAGUGAUUUAUAAUCUAACAAACCUGAUACUUUACUAAAGAUAAACACCUGGAUAAGUUUCUCUAGAACUUAUCCGUCCUUUAAAUCUUGAAAUGUUCUUCAGGUAAUAGAAGGCCGACUUUGUAACCGUCUUUAUGUGUCUCAGAAGGUUCAGGUUCAUUCUAGCAUAACUUUACCAGCUUUGUUUUUAUUUGCUCCAUUUUUAAAUCUAAUUCUGUGCUAAUUCACACCUCACCCAUUCACCACUGCAUCUGGUGGAUGAAUGGAUAAUUUAUUAGUUCCCUGAUUUCUCAGUUUGUUUGGUUUCCUGAAACUAACUCAGUCCAGUUAAUCUGUUCAAUCUGUUCAAGUCAAAUCCGUUCCAGAUAUUUUGUUUUUUGUUUAUUUUUGUCACGUCGUGUUUCGAGAUUCUAAUUUAGGAUCUUUGUUUCUGAAUUUUCCGUUUUUUCCAGCAUCUUAUCUUUUCCUUACAGUGUAAUAAAGUCGGUUUGCUCAUCUA